AUGCUCUCAACCUUCCCUUUGAACCUUCAAGUCAUGGCUUCGUUAAAGUUUGAACAUCGCUUGCGGAAUAAAGAUCUUGCUGCUGUCCUGAACUUCCGAUAUAUACUUAACCAAUUGAGACAUAUUUGUAGUAUGCCUGAAGUAUUCGCCCGUGUCAUUCAGGUCGGCAAUACUAAAAUGUGA
This is a messenger RNA of Phycomyces blakesleeanus NRRL 1555(-), 183 nucleotides long. RefSeq lists its product as hypothetical. The coding region runs from base 1 to 183 and encodes 60 amino acids. NCBI's taxonomy places the organism in Eukaryota, Fungi, Mucoromycota, Mucoromycetes, Mucorales, Phycomycetaceae. The transcript has 2 exons. The record is from RefSeq and is a predicted model, not a curated record.